AUGGUACAGAGACCAGCCAUGAGUCCUAAACCGAACACCACACCAAACCAGUGGACUCCCUUGGCUGCACCGACUCCCCAAAGGAUAAGUGCUGCCGGGCCCAGAAUCAUGUUCGUCACCCAAAAUCAGGGCCUCGGUACCGUUCAAAACAGAAUACCAGAAAAGCGCAGCUCCGUACAGGAAACCUGCAUAGAGAACACCUGGAAACUGAGCCAUCAAAAAGAUAGCCUUGAUUUCGUCCCACAGGUGAUUUUCUGGUCUCAUUCCGGACGUGACAGAAAGUUUCUGCCAGAAAGUCUUGAUCGGUGGGUACUCGACCUGCUCGUCAAUAAGAGCGGCCUGGUUACCGAUCUCGUUGCUGGUGACCACCAUCAAAGUGUCUGGGUUCUUUUCGUCCAGUCUCUUUUCGCCGCGGCUGGUGAUGGCUGCAACGAUGCUUCCCGUUUCAUCACGUCUAACUCUGAGUUUUCUAGUAUAGUUGGUCUCUUCCAUGAAAAGAGCUAA
Messenger RNA from Ogataea philodendri, 504 nucleotides. RefSeq lists its product as uncharacterized. The record is from RefSeq and is a predicted model, not a curated record. Bases 1 to 504 code for a protein of 167 amino acids. The transcript has 2 exons. NCBI's taxonomy places the organism in Eukaryota, Fungi, Ascomycota, Pichiomycetes, Pichiales, Pichiaceae.